GCAUACAAAGAGUCCUCAUGGAGCCCCUUCCUCACUUGGCCCUCCUCCUCUCCCGCUCCUCGCUAGCAGAGAAAGAACAAGCUCAGCAAGAGGACGAAGAGGAGGAGGAGACCAAUAAACCAAGGCCCAAGCCAAUAGUACCAGAUCAUAGUACCACAGAGAAUUAGGCAAUGGCUCCAAGCAGCUACGACAUGGCAGCCUCCAUCUUGCUCUGCGCCGAGGACCGCAGCAGCAUUCUGGGCCUUGGAGCGGAGGAGGAGGAGGAGGACGUGGUCGUGGGGAGGACGAGGAGCGGGGAGGCCGCCAUGGAUUUCCCCGUGCCGUCGGAGGAAUGCGUCGCCCUCUUGGUAGAGACGGAGACGGAGCACAUGCCCAGGGAGGACUACGCCGAGAGGCUGCGCGAUGGGGUCUUGGAUCUCCGCGUCCGGAUGGACGCCAUCGAUUGGAUUUGGAAGGUUCACACGUACUACAAUUUUAGCCCCCUCACUGUUUGUUUGGCCGUCAACUACUUGGACCGCUUCCUCUCGCUCUACCAGCUUCCGGAAGGCAAGGCUUGGAUGACACAGCUGCUGUCCGUGGCGUGCUUGUCCCUGGCUGCCAAGAUGGAGGAGAUCUCUGUUCCUCUGUCUCUUGACCUUCAGGUCGGGGAGGCACGGUACGUGUUCGAGGCGAAGACGAUCCAGAGGAUGGAGCUCCUGGUCCUGAGCACGCUCAACUGGAGGAUGCGAGCGGUCACUCCUUUCUCGUACAUUGACUACUUCCUCCACAGGCUCAACGGCGGCGAUGCACCGCCCAGACACUCCGUCCUGCGAUCUGCAGAGCUCAUCCUGUGCAUUGCUAGAGGGACGCAGUGCUUAGAUUUCAGGCCCUCGGAGAUCGCCGAGGCCGUGGCCGCCGCCGUGGCCGGAGAAGAGCACGCUGUAGAUAUCGACGAGGCUUGCGCCCACCGUGUACAUAAGGAGAGGGUGUCGCGAUGCCUUGAAGCGAUCCAGGCCAUGGCCCUGCCGGGCACCGUGCUGCUGGCACCUAAGCCUGAAGGCCCAAGCACGAGCAGAGCCUCUUCCUCCGUGCCACAGAGCCCUACCGGGGUGCUGGACGCCGGCUGCAGCCUGAGCUACAGAAGCGGUGACACGACUGUUGCCGCCUCACAUGCAAGCUGCUGCCGUGAUGAGGACGAGAGCUGCCCGGUUGUUGUUAGCAGCAAGAGGAGGAAGAUUAGCAUAUGAUUAGCCCGAUGAUGGACACAAGUCUGUUCUGAUCACCAUCUCCUUCAUAAAAGUCGAGUGGUUUUGAUCGCACUGACUGUGGUGGGAGCUUUCGACGCCAAAGAGCCUGAAAAGCAACCAAAAGCAGGGCAUAUUGGAUAUGACGAUUGAGCAAAGGCGCUGACGAAUAAAGAGGGUCGAUCUGAGGUAGAGAAAUGUGCCGAUUCAUGUGCAAGAGCAAAGGUUCUGCAGAUUGACAAAGCAGGCAGAUAAGGUGAUGGUGACACAAGGCAAGAACUAGGCACUGACCUGCGUUUGUGUUUUAGCUCUGCUUAGUUUGCUUUGUUCUGUAAUUUGCAACCAAAUUUCCUUUGUGAAGAAAAGUCCAAGAGAGAAACAAACAAGCAAUUCUUGCGUGGAAAUAAUCGUUACCCGAUUUAACUCCAAGAAGAAGUUUCUUCAGAAAAAAAUCCAAGAAGAAUCAAAUCAAAGAAAUAAAGACAGAACCCAUAAGAACUGGAAGUGGGUUUCCUUCAGGGGUUAUGAACUAUCAACGUCGCCAAUUAUCGGUUUCUUUUUCUUUGUAUUCACUAUUAGUACUUCGCUGCCACCAAACAUUGUUUGACCGCUUGUCUGCUGCAUAUAUCAUGAAAUUCGCCCCCUUUUAGAAAAUAAUAAAAUAGAGGUGACAUUGUCUGAAGAAACCUCGGGAACACAAGCAUAGAUAAAAGCAGUGCUAGUGCCAUACAAGGAGUGCUUGAGAAUCUGCCCCAAAAAAAUUAUCUGUUGAUGCAAGCUUAUGGGCCUUUCUUAAUUUGGAGUAGUUAUGAAAGGACAAGCAGGAUUAUUCCUUGAUGAGUUGGAUUUCUUUUCAGGUGACAAAGCAUUUGUUUAAUCCUGUCUUGUUCAGUCAUAUAUUCAUAUGUUGCAAGCAAGGACACCUAACUACUGAUAAUGCAAUACUUGCAGACAGGCAUCACUGUUGGACAACAAUAAGCUACUGUUCAAUGCCCACUUGAAGCGGGAAAGACGCAGUUUGAGUGUUUGACAUUUCUUAUCCGGAAUUUAGAGCGUAUAGUUUGUGUAUUUAUAACUGAAAAAACGCUCAUCUGAGUAUCUG
Molecule: messenger RNA, 2325 nt
Organism: Phragmites australis (common reed)
Lineage: Eukaryota; Viridiplantae; Streptophyta; Magnoliopsida; Poales; Poaceae
Product: cyclin-D4-1-like
Exons: 6
Coding region: 171-1226 (351 amino acids)
Biological process (GO): regulation of cyclin-dependent protein serine/threonine kinase activity; mitotic cell cycle phase transition
Cellular component (GO): cyclin-dependent protein kinase holoenzyme complex; nucleus; cytoplasm
Molecular function (GO): cyclin-dependent protein serine/threonine kinase regulator activity
Source: RefSeq, a predicted model, not a curated record